AGAGUUGACCCAACUCCUAGGCAAGGUACACGUGACGUGCUGAGGCUGUACCUCGGAGAUCCCGCUAUGACAAGCGAGUAACCUCAUGCAGUUGUCUGCCUCGAUUCGACCAGUUGGCCUACUAGGUACUAGCAAGAGCUGCGUUGAUCCGCGGACUUGUCCUUUUACCAGCGUCAUCUGAUUGGUUCGGAGUCACGCCGGGCUAUUUUACGCCGCCAGGCUUACCACUCGACCUGCGGUGAUUGCUUGCUAGUCACUGCAUCGUCGUACCGCCUAGUGACUCGCCUCGCCACCGCUUAGAGCGCGUUCGACCAUCUUCUAUCGCAAGGCCCUUCGGUGACCGCAGUAGUAGUAGUAGCGGAAGCCGCUUCGAUUCGCCACGCUAGCUGGCGCGCUUAUCCGGCCAUCGCUCCUUGGCUCUUCAUUCGCUUAGAAGUGGCUCCACCGUUUUAGUGACACCGCGCUGUGUACAGCUAGUAAUCUGAAACAGGCACUCUUCGAGCCUUCAACAUUAGUGCGAGCGAUGAUAAUUAGAUCAACCACGCUGUACUCGUACUGUUAAUAGUAGUCUGUAUACUCGUUCUGCUAGCGGGUAAUAACUCGUUUCACAAGUUUUCCAGGUCGUUCAGCGAUUAGGCGCUUCUCUGAUUUACCACCAGGCCUUCCGUCACCCUCUGGGGCUCGCUACCCGCGGAUCCGCCACGUGGCGUUGGCUGCUCCUGCCACGUGGCACCUUAUCCUCCACGUGGCGCUCUCUCAGCCAUGGCGCAGCUUCCCGUGGCGAUCGCCUUGAGCCUCGCUGGAGGCGUGGCCCUCCUCCUCCGCCGCCGGGGGCGGCGGAAGCGGGAUGGCGUCAUCCGCGAGUUGGCGGAGGAUUUAGCGGACGCGGGGGAAGGCGGAGAGGGGGAGUACGGGGCGACGGCGGAAGAUGACGAUGAGCUGGCGGAGGGGGAUGCGGGGGACGAGGCGGAGACGGGGGAGGAGGGGGGGCAGGGGGAAGAGGCGGAGGUGGCGGCGAGUAUGAAGCUAAUGAAAGCGGAAUUCGAGGCGGCUAUCUUGGAUGGAAGGGACUUGGACGUGGACUGGGACGAGUUCCCCUACCACAUCAGCAACCACGCCAAGGAGCAUCUGCUGGCGUCCUUCUUCGUGCAUCUCAAGCGCACCCGCCUCGCCAAGUUCGUCUCCUGCUUCCCCAACCUCAGCAACUGGAUCCUGCUCUCCGGACCACAGGGCAGUGAGGUGUACCAGGACACGCUAGUGAGGGCCAUCGCCAGGAAGCUCAAUGCACGGCUCAUUGCUGUUGAUGCCGACAAGUUCCUCACUCCCGCGGAACUCUCGUCUCUGCCCAAGAGGAGGGCAGUGGCGGACAAGGCACGCGACUCACUGGACUCUGCAGGCCUCUCCGACUCCCUCGACUCGCCUCUCUACGCGAGUGUAGCAAAGCACCUGGUGGCGAUGGCGGCAAUGAUGGCAGUGGGGGUGGCGGUGGGCAACACCCUGGGGACGGGCACGGGCACCGGGAGGGGGGCGGGGGCAGGGGCAGGGGGGGACAGCAACAGCGGGGCGUAUUCGCAGAGCGGGGAGGGGGAGGGGGAGGGGAGGGGGGGCGGGGAUGAGUAUGGGUUUGGGAGUGGGGGAGGGGAGGAGGACGGGACGGGCACCAGGUCGCUGAGAGUGGGGGACCGUGUCACGUAUGUCAACGUUGAUGGCUACAGCACCGACGUUCCUGUCCCCAGUCGCCCUCCUCGCGGGGCGACAGGGCAGGUGGUGGCGACGUACGAGACGGUGGGGGUGCGCUUUGACUCGCCCGUGCCGGGGGGCCACUCCCUCAGCGGCCUCUGUGACGGCGGCCAUGGGCACAUCUGCUACGCAUCUGAGCUGCUAUUGGAGGAAUCUUCCAGCAGUGUCAAAGUUGCGUCAGCCACCGUGGCUCUCAUGGAGGUGCUUCAAAAGGAGCUGCCACAUGGACCAAUCAUUGUGUUCAUCCGCGACGCGUCCCGAUUGGCCGAGGCGUCGUCCAGUGCCGCUCAAUUUGAAUCCCAAAUGAGUCGCCUCGUGGGGCCCAUUGUGUUUGUGGGCUCUGUGGCUCGCACUGACCCCUCUGCUGCUGCUGCUGGAGCUGCUGCUAAGGACGGGGAUGCUGCAGAGGCAGCAGCAGGGGGAGCAGCAGCGAGCAGUGGCAGCUCCAGUGCUGCCUGGGAGCCGCUCAACGACAUGUUUCCGAACCGCUUUGUGGUUCGGCAGCCCAAGGCAGGCCCGGCGGCGGAGGUUUGGGCGAAGCUGAUGGAGCGAGAUGCACAGCUGAUGCAGAUGCUGGCGAACCGGCGGCUGCUAGCAAAGGUCAUGGCGAGCAACGACUUGACGUGCGCUGACAUGGACAAGGUCACAUUCGCUGAGCCACUGUCAGACGACGAUGCGGAGCAGGUGGUGGGGCUGGCAGCGGCACACGCCAUCAUGCAGGGGGCAGCCGAGGAAGAGACGAGUGGGGACAAAGAGACGAGGGAGGGGGGGGUAGAGAGGAAGGGGAAGGAGACGGAGGAGGGAGAGGCGGAGAAGGGGAAGGAGGAGGAGAGGGUGGAGGGGGAGAAGGGGGAGAAGGGGGAGAAGCGGGAGGGGAAGGUAGAGGAGAGGGAGGCGGAGAGGAGGGGUAAGGAAGAGGCGAAGGAGAGGAGGGAGGGGGAGGUGGACGAGGGGGAGAGCGAUGGGGGCGACCUUGUUAUCUCAGCCAAGAGCAUCAUGCACGGCAUAGCGCUGCACCGGGGGCUGCAGGAGGAGGCAGCGGAGGUGAAGCCCACACCCGCUGCUACCAAGAAAAUCGCAUCAGCAAACAAGUUUGAAGAGCGCCUGCUGGCCGAGGUGGUGCCCCCCGACGAGGUGGGCGUCACCUUCAGCCAGAUCGGCGCGCUGGAGCCCGUGAAGGACACUCUAAGGGAGCUGGUCAUGCUGCCACUCAGACGCCCAGAGCUGUUCACCAGAGGGCAGCUCACCCGGCCCUGCAAGGGCAUUCUGCUGUUCGGCCCGCCGGGCACGGGGAAGACCAUGCUGGCGAAAGCUGUUGCCACAGAGGCAGGGGCGAGCUUUAUCAAUAUCUCCAUGUCUGCGGUGCUGCACAAGUGGCUGGGCGAGGCAGAGAAGUCAGUGAAGGCGAUCUUCUCCGUGGCCAGUAAGAUGGCGCCAGCUGUCGUGUUUGUGGACGAGGUGGACAGCCUAUUAGGCCGCAGGGGCCAGUGGGGCGAGCACGAGACGAUGCGCAAAGUGAAGAACGAGUUCAUGAGCUGCUGGGACGGGCUCCGCACGAGGGCUCAUGAGCGGGUGCUCGUGCUGGCAGCAACCAACCGGCCCUUUGAUCUGGACGACGCUAUCAUCCGACGGUUCCCCAGACGUCUGAUGGUGGACCUUCCAGACGCGGACAACCGGGAGAAGAUCCUCCGUGUGAUUCUAAAGGACGAGGAGGUGGAGGAGGGGUUUGACUAUAAGGAGCUGGCCGCGAUGACCGAGGGGUACUCGGGGAGCGACCUCAAGAAUCUGUGUGUGACGGCAGCGUACCAGCCAAUCAAGGAAAUUCUCAAGCAGGAGGAGGAGGAGAAGAAGCGGCUCCAGCUGGAGGAAGCUGCCAGGAAGCCCGACAGCUCGAAUGCAGCAGCAGGCGCAGCACAAGCACCACCUGCUGCUGCUGCUGGGAGCAGUGAGGGCGGUGGGGGGCGAAGCAAAGGAGGUGCAGCAGCAGCAGCAGGUGAAUCUGGUGGUGGUGUUGAUAGCCGGCCCUGUCAAGACAAGCAGCAUGGCUCAGCUGCUCCUGCUGCCACUGCUGCUGCCACGGCUGCUUCCUCUCCUUCUCCUGCUGCUGCUUCCUCGCCUGCUGCUGCGGCGGCCUCCUCCUCUGCCUCUGAAACCCAUCCUGCUGCUUCAUCGGUGCGUUCUUCAGGUGGUGCUGCUGACAUCUCUGCAACAGCUGCUGAUAUGUCACCAAUGCCUGCUGACAUCACUGCAGCAACCGCUGAUGUCACACCAGCACCUGCUGACAUCACGUUAGCAGCCGCUGAUGUCACACCAGCACCUGCUGACGUCCCUUCAGCAGCUACUACGCCUGCAGAGGUGGCAGAAGAGGACGGAGCAGAGGCACAGGUCCCAGAAACAGCAGCAGCAGAAGAAACAGCAGCAGCAGAAGAAGCAGCAGCAGGGAAGGAGAGUGACGAGAUCAGUGUGCCGGGUGUGCAGAGACUCCUCGGGGAGGAGGGGGGCACCGUGGUAGCAGGCAGUGCUUUGAUACAGGGACGCCCUGCAGAGGACGGCACUGUGGAGGACGGCACGGAGAUGUGCGGCACUGAGAUGGGCGGCACUGAAGUGGGCGGCAAUCAGAUUCUGUUCAUCGAAGGCGAUGAGGCUGGGGAGAAGAGCUGCUUGGAGGUUGCUUUUAAUGGAAGUGCUUGUAACGAGAGUGUGUGCAGGGGAGAGAACAGUGAUGAAGGCAAGGCGAAGAUGAGAACGGAGGUCAAUGAGAGAAUAGGGGUGAGAGAAGGAGAGGAGAGUGUGACUAUGAAUGGCUGUGACAAUGGCGGUGGUGCUGUAAAGCGAGGGGAGGGUGAGCCGAUUGUUGCGUCGAAGGGAGAGGAAGGUGGGCCCUGCAUUGGCGAGGUGACUGUAACAAACGUAACUGUGCCUAACUCCACUACAGACAACGGUACUAUAGCGAGUGACCGUUCAGGGAAUGGCGCUGCAGGGAGUGUGAAUGCAGACAGUGUGACUCCAGAUGGUGUGAUAUGCAGGAAAGGUGCACAGCCAGGUGAGGUGGAGAGGAGAGGAGGGGAGGUGGCAGAGGCAGCAGGAGAACCGAGCAUGGAUGGAGGAUUGUCAGGAGAGCUGCGGGUAGAGGGGUGUCAGGCGGGAGCAGGAGAGGCUGGGAGCGACAGGGACAGCAGGGGUGAUAGGGCUACAAUUGGUGUUGCGGUUACAAGGAACGACAGGGUUACAGGGGACGAGAAGGUUACAGGGGGCGAGGGGGUUACAGGGGGCGAGGGGGUUACAGGGAGUGAUGGUGCUGGCAGCAUGGCGCAGCAAGAGGCUGGCAGCAGAGCGCUACAAGACACAGAAGAGACGCAGGGAGGGGGAGGGAAAGAGACUGAGGCUGAUGGUGGUGAGGGCGGUACAGGUGACAAGCUGCCGGGUACAGGUGACAGGCUGCCGGGUACAGGUGACAAGCUGCCGGGUACAGGUGACAGGCUGCCGGGUACAGGUGACAAGCUGCCGGGUACAGGUGACAAGCUGCCGGGUAGAGGCUCAGGGGAUAGCAGGCCUGAGCGUGCUGUGACUGGGGAUACGCCUGAAGGGGUGCCUGCAAGGGAAGAGGUCGGAACUAAAGAAGCACCAGGUGAAGUGGAAGUUAUUCAAGCCUCUUCAGAGAAUAACGAGGAUGGAGUUGGAAAGGGGACGAAUGAGGAGGUGGAGGGAGGAGAGGUGGAAGAUGAGGAGGCGGCAGAGGAGGCGCUGGUGAGGGCAUAGUGGAGGACAUCCUCAGGCGGGGAGCUGAGGGCGGCAGCAUUUCGCCUGCUGACCUGUCUGCUGACAUGGCAGCUGCGCUCCAGAUGGUCAAGGAGAUCACGCGUGAAGAUGACACGUCAGCGGCGGAGGCCGAGGGAAAAAAUCAGGUUCAGUCACAAGCACCAAAUUCCACUCCCCCUCUCCCUCGCCCUCGCAGCGUCUCUCUCCUCCAAUUAGCCGAGGACAGCUGGCGAGAGCGCACUGGUUCAGACCUUUUGGGCUUAGGCAAGGCAGGAGCAAGUGGUGACAGUGGCAGCGGCAGUGACAGUGGUGGUGCUGGAAGUGGUAACCGGGUGUUACGGCUGCGGCCAAUCACGAUGGCGGACAUGCGGGCGGCGAAGCUACAGGUGGCGCCAAGCACAGCGGGGGACAGCAGCAGCAUGGCUGAGCUGCGGCAGUGGAACGAGCUCUACGGGGAGGGCGGGUCUCGCAAGAAAGAAAAGCUCUCCUACUUCCUCUGACUUUCUCUUGAGGUGCCGCAAGGAAAAGUUAUUGCUGCUACCACUAGAUUUGACUUGCCACUUUGCCACUUAGGGAUGCUGCAUUUGACAGUGGUGCAUACAUCGGCUCAGCUGCACAGUAGAUGUUUAACCAAAUGUUCCAUUUGGCAGAUUGUAAAAAAGUCUUAGCUGGUGA
Messenger RNA from Closterium sp. NIES-67, 6174 nucleotides. Lineage: Eukaryota; Viridiplantae; Streptophyta; Zygnematophyceae; Desmidiales; Closteriaceae. The record is from the annotation of a GenBank genome assembly.